AAAAUUGAAAGUUUCUGAAUAAUUUCUACAUUUUUCUCAAAAAAUAUAUAUUAUGUGCGAAACUGUUCAGGACCUAGAAGACUAUAUUCAAUAUCAAUUUGAUGAUAUCGCAUCGUUUAAGCUCGCGAUUUUCUUAAGCUCCGGCGAGAUUCAGGUUAAAUUCGCUUUGGGACAGGUGGAGCAGAACCUUAUUACUUCUCUAACAUCAAUAUCAACUUCUGCCGACAAAUUCUCUAUUGGAGAUAUCGAUUUUCUAAGGGCAACACCUGUAAACUCAAACAUCGUCUCAAAGUUUGCAGCUACCAAUGAAUCAUCAACGCCACGUAUCUUUGUUACGGAGAAAAAUAAUAAUUUGUUCAUAGUUUAUUGUUGUGGAACAACUUGUGAUAAGGAUGAGCCACGGGUGCAGAUGCUCAUGGAGAAUUUGAUGAUUUGAUUGGAAUAAGGAUUUUUUAUUUUCGUUAUUUAAAAUGAUAGUGGGAAAAUGACUACUAACAAGUGGUUGGAAGAAUAUUUUGGAAAAUUUAAGUAGAACAUUUUUUUGUUAGCUAAAUAAAAAUGUUUAUUUUAGA
Messenger RNA from Caenorhabditis elegans, 572 nucleotides. RefSeq names its product Fuz_longin_1 domain-containing protein (gene F17B5.8). The record is from RefSeq and is marked reviewed. Lineage: Eukaryota; Metazoa; Nematoda; Chromadorea; Rhabditida; Rhabditidae. Bases 53 to 436 code for a protein of 127 amino acids. The transcript has 2 exons.